Messenger RNA from Epinephelus fuscoguttatus (brown-marbled grouper), 2514 nucleotides. It is a transcript of the gene nme4, whose product is annotated as NME/NM23 nucleoside diphosphate kinase 4. Gene Ontology annotation, molecular function: nucleoside diphosphate kinase activity. Gene Ontology annotation, biological process: GTP biosynthetic process; CTP biosynthetic process; UTP biosynthetic process. The record is from RefSeq and is a predicted model, not a curated record. The transcript is spliced from 5 exons. The coding region runs from base 45 to 659 and encodes 204 amino acids. Lineage: Eukaryota; Metazoa; Chordata; Actinopteri; Perciformes; Serranidae.
GGUUGACUUCUCUCUCCAGAGGCUGACAGGACACACGUCAAACCAUGGUCAUGUUGCGGAGGUGCAUUUUUAACAGGAUUUACCAACAGUUUUAUUCAUGCAGUCAAUUAAGCUCUAAAAGUCUUCCAUCAGCUGGGGUUCCUUCUGCAGUGUUGGGUGGACACAGAGCCGCUUGGCACAGGAGCAAUUCAACUGUUCCGGAUCUAAGGGAGCGGACUCUUAUUGCUGUAAAGCCAGAUGGAGUUCAGCGUCGUCUCAUAGGACAAGUCAUCCAGCGCUUUGAGCAGCGGGGCUUCAAGCUGGUUGGCCUGAAAAUGCUGCGGGUGUCUGAGGAUCUCCUGUCUCAGCACUACACUCAUCUGAGGACUAAGCCCUUCUAUCCCAGGCUGGUGGAGUACAUGACCUCAGGGCCUGUGGUUGUCAUGGUGUGGGAAGGGCACAAAGUAGUCCAGGCAACCCGUACAAUGGUGGGACAUACUAACCCAGCUGAGGCCCAGGCAGGCACAGUCAGAGGAGAUUUCAGCUUUCAUGUCAGCAGGAAUGUGGUUCAUGCAAGUGAUUCACUGGAGACGGCACAGAGGGAGAUUGGGUUGUGGUUUCAGAAAAAGGAGCUCCUGAACUGGGACUGCAUUGACAAGACCAUCACCUGUGAGGUGUGAAGAUGCUGAGAGGCAGACGCAGUGAGAAUCAGAAAUACUACCUCUUCUCCUGCUGCUCAAAGGUGUGUCCUUUGUGACGGUGUGAUGACACCACAGUGAUUGCAACAGAUGAGUCAAAUUCAGUGUUCCUACCAAAUAAUUUACCUCAGUAUCAGUGCACUUAGAGUCACAAAGAUUUUUGUUGAAACAAAUGUGACUGACUUUUUUUUUUAAUCAAGCUACAUUAGCAGCAAUGCACAUACAAAUAUAGCUGUUACAUCUUUAAUUUAAGAGCAAUAAUAGGAGCAGUUGUGACUCAGGGUGAGAUGUGUGUAGUAAUCAUUUGUCAUUCUGGACCCUGCAACAGAUAAAUAUAGUAUUGUGAAUAUGUGCAAAACACUGAGCUGCAGUUUGGAGCCAUAGUGGAUUAACUUAAAGGAAUUCUUCACCUACAAAAUGAUCAUUUAGAUAUCAGUUACUUCCCUUUCUCCACGGUGAACAAAGAAUCCAAAUAAGAGAGAGUUCUUGGAUGGUGUGAAUGGCUAUAUCAGGCUACACAUUUUAAACUACCUAUAUAAAUUCAUGGAAAUGGGCUAAAAUAUUAUGAUCAUUUUGUGGGUGUAGUAUUCCCUUAAUUAAAUCCGACUGACAGACGUAGAUAUUGUCAGUGGCUCAGCACCUGAUUUACAGCUGAAGUGUAUUGUAUGUGGCGCAAAGUAGGUCAAACGUCAACAAUAAAUCUGGAUAGCUAUUGGUCUGGAUAGUCUAAAGUGCUGUAAAGUUACAAGUUACUUCAUGUCAAAAAUUGAAGUAUUACCAAGCAAUAAAGAAAAAGUAAGAUUUAAUUUGUCAUUUGUAGGAGUUGACUUUCUACUGUUUGAUAAUCAUGCACAGCUCCAGCAGGCUAAUAGAUUGAUAAUAAAAAUAUCACAAAUUUUUCCUUAAUGUGAGGUAAUAAUAACUAAUACAUUAAAUGUUACAUACAGUAGUGUUGUUUUGGGAGCAGUCUAUGAAAUGCACUAAAAAAUGUUUUUAGAGGCGUCUACCGACAAGUGCAGUAUGUCCUCAACUACUAGUGUAAUUAUCCUACUUUAAAACUGUAAUCUUGUACAUUUUUGUAACCAAAAUUGUUAAAUGAUAUGCCUACCUCUGUUUAAAAGAAGAAAGAAAUUAAAUAAGAGGGUGAAUGGUUUCAAGUGCACAAUUUUGUCAGGGAUUGUCUGAAAUUGGACUAGCUGAUCGUAGUUAGCCAAAAUAUUACGUAAAAUGUGUUGGUGCUAUCAGUGUAUAAAUGUGCUUCAGCAAUAUAAUGGUGAUUUAUCUCCGCCUGUUUUGAUUGAGCAUUGAAUGAUGCAGAUUUUAUGUAUGUCGACAUUUGAGUGUCACUAAAAAAAUGACUUCAGUCUUGUGUUGCACUCAUUAUGUAUAAUUAAAUUACUAAUCUAGAUUCAUUAAUCUUAUGAAAAAUGGUAUGUUUUGAUCAUAUAACUUGUCGAUCUCAUAAGGAAAAAAAGGGUUGUGGUAAACUCAUAUAAAUGACACAAAAAUACACUUAACUUAAAUUUUAUUCAAGCCACUAUAUUAACAGCAAUGUAUCCCCUUUGUUGCUGUGUUGUUGAGCAUUAUGUCAUGAUAUGCUCCACAGCCUAAGUCUCAAAAACACAGAAUCAGAAAUCAUUUUAGUCUCCAUAGAAAAUCAUAGAAUGAGGACUGAAACUGUGUAUUCAUCAUGUAUCAGUUGAAUGUGUAUUUGGUCCAAAAGAGCAUCUGGCUGCAACAAGUGACACUGUAUUAACACAGAUUGAUGUGCAAGCAAUAAAAACUCAAUCAAUUAAACAUCUGUAGAGUCAUCGAUAUUCUUGAUAGAAUGUACCUU